Messenger RNA from Astyanax mexicanus (Mexican tetra), 5233 nucleotides. RefSeq names its product TSC22 domain-containing protein. Gene Ontology annotation, biological process: regulation of transcription by RNA polymerase II. NCBI's taxonomy places the organism in Eukaryota, Metazoa, Chordata, Actinopteri, Characiformes, Acestrorhamphidae. The record is from RefSeq and is a predicted model, not a curated record. The transcript is spliced from 3 exons. Bases 1136 to 3715 code for a protein of 859 amino acids.
GUCACUGAGCGGCUUCAGCCGGGCUGGUCCUGGAUCAGCGGCGGCUGCAGUGUUGUGGAGGGCAGAGCUCCGCGUGCGCCGUGCGGCUUCUCCUCCCACUCCCUCCCGUCACACUCUCUCUCAGAGCUGGAAGUGCUUGUCAGCGCUAGCAUGCUAUAGCUAACUGCGUUCAGCCAUGGCAGCGGGUGGCUGCUGGAGAUCACAGGAGAAGAGAGGAUGAUACAGCAAACCUCCGACUGAAAACAGACACAGGAUGGAUUCCGCUGUUUAUUCGACAAGCUUUCGAGAAGCGUUAGGACUUGGAUUUUAACGCGUGUGCUGUGGAUUAGUCGCGUCGUUAUUUUAUUAUCUGAACAAUUAGACUAAUAGAGAUAGAUAUGCAGUGCAGUUAAACAGCGGCUGCCCCGGUGUGAUGUCGUAUGAGAACUGUUUGUAUUAGCUCGGUUAGCUAAGCUAGGCUAUAUUAUAUUGCUAGCCAGAGAAGUAGUUAGCUACCGGCGUUGUAUGAUAUCAAAUGUCAGUCUUGAAACUAAUUUUUUUUGUUGUAGUUUAACGUUAUGUGCACGUAAUAAUGUAUUAUAUGUAAAUAUUUCGCUGUUAGCUAAAUUUGCUAAAGUUGCUAACCUAUCCUAGCUAACUAGCCAAGCUAAAUAUUGGCUGGUUUUAGUAGAUAGCUUGUGGCUAGGUAAGCUAAGCUAAUAUAAGCUAAGCUAGUUGACUGACAGAGAGGCAGACAGGCGCUAGCUGGCUAGCUCAGGGCUAGCUAGCUAACGCUAACUACAUAGAUUUUAGCUGUGUUAGCUUGCUAAGCAUGCUAGCUAGCUAACUAACUAAAUAUCUGUAGUGGCUAGCUAGUGACCAGGCUGGUUUAAGUUAGCAUUUUGUAAACUGUUAAUGAUUAUAAUGAUUACUAUUAUUAUCCACUUUAUUUUAUUAUAGUUCAGUAUUGUCUUUAGCCUUUCACGGGCGUUUAUUGUGUUUUAUUUUGCGAUUCUCUCUAAUAAAUGGGGGCUGUAUCUACAGUUAGCUAGUUUGCACUGCUAACGACGUCAUUGCAUUGGCUGUCACUGUCUAAGGCUGUGUGCUAGCUAAGACUUUUCUCAGUCUCUGUCUCAACAACGUGGAAAUAGACGAAAUGCACCACUCAGACUCAACAGGAGACUCUCCCGGGACUAGGAAGAUGGCACACGCAUCAGUUUUCACCAGCCGUAGAGGCAGCAACACGGGCAGCAGCACUACUGGUGUCACGUCUGCCUCGUCCACCUCGGCCAGCAUGAACUGUAAUGCUGCUAUCACAACUGACGACCACCUGACUCCAUUGAUAGUGCACCAUCAACCCCCGACUGGAUCAUCAUCCUCCUCCUCCUCCUCUCCAGGCCCCCACCAGCAGCCUCCUCCCCCCCACAGCCUUAAUAUCCACCUCCAGGCUCAGACCCAGACUCUUCAAAGCGCCGGGGCCCAAGUGAAAAAGAAGAGUGGCUUUCAGAUCACAAGCGUCCUGCCAGCACAGGUCAGUGCCAGCACUAACAACAGCAUAGCAGAUGAUACUGAGAGCUAUGAUGAUAUGGAUGAGUCUCAUACAGAGGACCUUUCCUCCUCUGACAUCCUUGACGUGUCUGUGUCACGAGCCACCGACCCAGGAAUUCCUGAGAGAAGCUCUUCUGAAGAAACGCUCAACAGCUUGCAUGGAGGAGAGACUCCAGGAGUGGUUUCACCUAACGAGCCGGUGAUGCAUCACUCCCACUCUCAGUCCUCUCAACAAGGAUACAUGGUGAACGGGACUGUUCAUCACCAUGGUCAUGGCCUCCAUCACCACAGCCACCAGCCUCAUGGACACCAAAAGGAGCAGGGGAGCCAGAGCCAGCCUGUGGCUGCCCCACAACCAGUUCAAGGGCUGUCUGGAUCCUCUGCCACAGGGGCCAGUGUUGCUCCAGCCAAAUCCACCGCUGCCCAGUCUGGUGCUGCUGUGCAGGGUAGACCCCAAGGUAGAGUCCCCUCAGUCCGUGCUGCUGUGGUGGAGGCGAGUGCGACUGGAAGUGGAAUAGCUACUGUGAACCAACAUGUAUCUUCUGUGUCUGCAGGUUCUGUGAGUGGAGCAGCAGGGAUUCCAGGAGGUGGGAGCCUCCCUGCUAGUACAACAGGUGCAGUCAUGGGAAACGUCAUGACUGCUCACGCUACACAGCCUCCUCCACCCACCAACACUACUCCAAAUACAGCUACUGCUGCUGCUUCAACAGCCACUGGAUCUCGUUUCAGGGUUGUGAAGUUGGACUCCAGCUCGGAGCCGUUCCGAAAGGGAAGAUGGACAUGCACAGAGUUUUAUGAGAAAGAGGCUCCUGUCGCAGCACCUUCCACAGAUGCACCACCCACACACAGAGCUGUGGAGAGUGUUGUCCAAUCAGAAACUGAAAGCACGAGUGGUGGUUCUUCGAGCAGCACAAUGAGUGGUGGAGGAGAUCAAGGACCACAGCCUGUCCAGCAGGUCUUUACUCCAGCUGCUAUGCCUGUUCCCAGCCAAGGUAUUCCUCAGCUUCAUACACUUCCCCAGGAUCCUGGGACACAUGCUGUUGUUCCACCUGCUGUAGCUCCAUCUAACAACCCACAAGUUGUUUCAGUCCCAGGUCUGUUGGGAACUACUGAUGGUCAACCUCCCCUUGCCAGACCCCAACAGCAGGUUGCUUACAAUCUAGAAGGUCAAGUAAGCCAAAUGCAGAGUGGCUACACUAUAAAUCAGCAGGCUGCUUUACCUGUGAACCAGGGUUUACAACCUAUAGAUUAUGCCCAGAUUUCACAGGGCAUCCAAGCUACAGCUCAGCCUCAGCAGGUAUCUGUUCCAACACAGAUACCUGGCCUUCCAAUUGGGACUCCAGUGGCUGGCUCUGCUAUAUCUCCAAGGCCCCAAGCUCCAGUUCCAUCAAUGGUCUUGGCACAAGGAAGCACGAUAAGUCAGGCCCAGACACUUCCACCCCACCAAGUACCAUCAGAGCAGCAACAUCAAGCUGCUGUUGGCCAACAACCACAGCCAUCCUCCUCGACUACAGGCCAGACUGCACCCAGUAUCCCUUCCUCGACUCUGCAGAGCAAUCUUCAGCAAGGCCUUCCUCAUUCUCUCCAGCAUGGACACCCUGGUGGCCUCGGCCUGUCGUUUCUCCCCUCUGCAGGAGGCCACUAUGGUGGAAUGGCCCCUCUUACGGCAUCCCAGCUUGAAGAUGCUGGACGGUUGCUCUUCCAGCACCAGUCUUUGCUGUCUCUCCCCCGGCUCGCUACAGGAGGGGUGGCUGGACUCAUUGCACAGACUGCAUCAGAGGCAGGUGUCACACUUGGACAAGAGGGCAUUGCCAGUGGAGAUGCCGGUGCCUUAGCUGCAUCAGCUGGCACAGAAGAGGACAGCUCUUCAGGUGCCAGUGUGGUGGCCAUAGACAACAAAAUUGAGCAAGCCAUGGACCUCGUAAAGAGCCACCUCAUGUAUGCGGUGCGUGAGGAGGUGGAGGUGCUGAAGGAGCAGAUAAAGGAGCUGAUUGAGCGAAACACGCAGCUGGAGCAGGAGAACAACCUGCUGAAAAACCUGGCCAGUCCUGAGCAGCUCGCUCAGUUCCAAGCGCAGGUGCAGACGAGCUCGCCCACCUCCGGUGCCCAGCCAGCGAGCCUGGUCGCUCCAAACGGCCCUCCACCACAGAGCCUGCCCCCCAGUCAGGGCAUGGGUCCCCCUGUCUAACUACCUCCUCGUGGAGCAAUGGAGGGCUGCUGGCCUGAAGUCACAGCUAAACACGUCAGAGCCUGAAAUGAUACUGUGAACGCACUCAAGCAGCAAGAAUGUUCAACAUGCCACAAUCGCAGAGGAAUCUCUAGGAGGAUAUCCUACGAAACAUGGACAUUGCCCAUUUUUGUUCCUUUUCUUUGCACAUUUUACACUGUCACACAUGACGUCUGCGUGCUGCUUGCUGAGAGACAACUCUCAAGAGCUUUACAUGCCUCAGACAAUCAAAACUGACGAGAAACGACUGCAAGUGGACUGAGAACUGAAAGCCGAAAGCUGAACGCUGCAAGCCGCGAGUUGCGAAUGGCGAAUCGUGAAUCAGCGAGAGCUGAAGGAGGAGAGGAUUGGACAAAAGAAAUCUCUGAAGUCUGGGCCUGACGAAUCACCCCCGCAUGCUCAAGGGGCUUCUUCGUGAAACAACGGGAGGGGAGAAGGGUGGGCGUUCUUUUGAGAAGUAUUGUUAAUAAUAUCAGCAGUGAUGGAGAAAUGUGCUGUUGCCAUAUAUUAGCCCAUUUUUGUGAUGUAGGUUAUCAUUAUUAUUAUUAUUUUUUUCAUCUUUUGCCAUUAUUAUGUAUUUUUUUUUCUUAGCUGUGUUAAAUAAAACAGAACAAGCACUUUGUAGGCGAUUAACAUGAAGAGAAAAAAAGAAAAGAAAAGUGGACCAUCUUGUCCCGGGCCUUCAUCUGGAAUGGAGGUUUGAUGAGGGGAAGGAGAGGGGGGAUUUGGGAGUCUUAGGUAAUUUAUCAGAAUUUUUUUUUUUUUGGACAUUAAAUUCCAUUUUCAUUUCUGUCAUUUUUUUUUUCAUGUUUUCAACAGAUUAGCUCAGCCUCAGUGUUCAGACUUGGAUCAUGUCAUUCUUGCCCUUUUAAACUUGUGAUCUGUUUCCUUAAGCAGGGAUACUAAGUAAUUAAAUGGUGUCACUUAAGUGUAUCUGUGUUUAAGAGGCUGGGAAGGGUUUUUUGGGGAGGGUGUUGAGGUCCGCUGAAGAGGUAGUGACAUUUCUAUGGUUUAUUUGUGUGUGUAAAUUAAAUGUAAGUGGACUGUAACAUAAUUAGUAGGAAGAACUGCAGAGUGUACAGAUCAGGUGCAAGCUGAGUUUGUUGCAGUUUGGGGCUGAGCACACCGGAUUUGCCUCUGUCGUCACGAAUCAGAAGCAGCGCACACUCACUUACGACAAGUUAAAGAUCGUAUUCUGUUUCCACUGGCUCAGAAUUCCUGAUGGCAGUUGUCUUAAGUUAUUUCAGUGGGAAUCUUUGCAUCAUUGGAAAACUUGUUUUUUUGCCUUACAGUUAUGCACUCUCUGGAUGUACCACAAGCAGUUUGGCCAACACAAAUCAUAGACCCAUAAGUGUCGAAUCCUUUCUUUAAUCUCAUGCAUGUUCCCUCUAAAAAAGAAACAACACAUAUGAGAAAUGUGAUGUAAUACAAUUGCACUAAACAGUUGCACCUCAACUUUAAUAAAAUUGAUUAAAAGUA